CCAACCCGGAAGUUAGCGCGCUGCUCUGAGUCAAUGGCAGGGGGAAACGUUUCGUGGUGCUUCUAAGAGAGGGAAACUUUUUCGGUGUCCCCCUCCUCGCUCGCUCUCGGUCUUCGCUCACGCUGGCGGAUCCCCCUUAGCGUCCGACAUGUGAUCCGUUGGCUGGUUCACUCCCUCAGAUUACAGUCCCUGUCUAAGAUGGAACCUACUGCCUCGGACGUCUUCUGCAGCCGUGUGCUCAGCAUGGUGAACUCAGAAGAUGUAAACGCCAUCAUCCUGGCUCAGAAGAACAUGCUUGACCGAUUUGAGAAAACCAAUGAGAUGCUACUCAACUUUAACAACCUAUCGGGUGUCCGAAUGCAGCAGAUGAACGAACGCUUCCUCCACCACACCCGGACAUUGGUGGAGAUGAAGAAGGAUUUGGAUAGCAUUUUCCGGAGGAUCAGAACACUGAAAGGAAAGCUAGCAAAACAGUACCCAGAAGCGUUUAGCAAUGUGCACGAAUCUCCCAUCCUUGAAGAUGAUGACUUUGAUCCGAUCCCAAAAAGUACUGCCACAACCAUUGCUACCUCAGAGCAGACCACGGAGUCCUGUGACACCAGUCCAGACAUCAUCUCUCCGGCCACUAGCCAUGACUUUGAAGACCUGUCUCAGGGCCCUUAUGACUCACUGGCUGUGAAUGGGCAGAGCAUAACGGAUGAGGACAAUGAGACAGACUAGUCCACGUGGGGAAACUGUUCUGGAGCGCAGGUGGACUUUCUUCCCACCCACCUGUUUACAGACCUGCAAACUUUUUCUAAAAAGAAAAUCUAUGUUCUCUGUAUCGUCUUGGCUAACUGUUUCUGUCUGGGAAGAGAGGGUUGAGCAUGGGUGAUGGGGCUUUUGCAUGAACCACCAUCAUCCAAAGGGUGCUGAUCUGUGUCUGAUGCCAAAUAAACUUAACCUUGAGUCUAGGCAGUGCACAGUUGGUGAGGGGGCAAAUCAGGAGUGGUGGUGGAUGCGCUGUUGCAUGUUUGCCAGCUUCAGCUCAACCACUCCCUUCUCUUGGACAGACUGAUUAGCGAUAGGAGGCUUCCCCAGCAAAGACAUUGCAGCCCAGCUUUUAUAGCCCUUGUGUAAACAGCAGUAGAUGGAGCUGAACGUCUUUCCACUUACUGACCCCCUUAAUUAUCCAAUAGGCAAACGUACAUAAUACUUGGAGCCCAUAGGAAACGCCAUGCUGAUAGCCAACUACCAGUGACUCCAUUACCUAAGAACAGGCAAGGACGCCUCAGACAAAUUUCCUGCUUUUCCCCCCCUUUUUGUUAGGCAUAAGACCCCACUGCAGAGUCUCCCCAUUAGCCUCCGUAUGCAGAAUACAAAUGAUCCGAAUCAUCUGCUUGCUGGGGGUGGGAGUGCACUUCAAGCAAGCUGUGGACUAGUGCAAUCCAUGUUUACUUCGGAGGGGCUGGCGUGGGUGAGAUUUCCAUGGGAUUGGAAAUUAAUAAGAUUAACUGCUGCUGCCGCCAUCCCCCCAAGCUAUUGCUCGCUUUUGGUUGUAGGCCUGGUCAACAAAAGUCAACAAUGGUUGAAGUAUUCUGUACUCUCCACUUUAAGACUCCCCCUAAAACAGAGCUUUGUACAACCUCUAUCAUCUAAUGAUGCACCUUAUAAUAAGAUGAGGGCCAUACGCACCACUGCACUUGCCUUGCACUGUUCUCUUAAGUUUAUUGUCUGCUGCACUGACUGUUACAUGUAAUAUUUAAUAAUCUAAUAAUUUUCCUGUGUUUAAACAUCUCACCCACUCUUACCACACCUUCAGUUACUUUAAUGCCAACAAAUGUCUUUGUUUGUUUUUUGAUGGUUCUUUUUGCUGGAAUUUAGUGCAACUAAAAUUGUUGCUUGGAGGAUGGGGUGAAUUGCGUCUUUCUUCUAAUGUAAUCUUGUGAAAUGCAUUCUAAUUCAAAGAAAAAAAAUAUUUUUGUACUGCUAUAAGUUUACAAAGGUUAAUAAGGUAAUAACCAAUAAACCAGUUACCUGAGAGCUCA
Molecule: messenger RNA, 2027 nt
Organism: Candoia aspera
Lineage: Eukaryota; Metazoa; Chordata; Lepidosauria; Squamata; Candoiidae
Gene: KXD1
Product: KxDL motif containing 1
Exons: 5
Coding region: 199-720 (173 amino acids)
Biological process (GO): lysosome localization
Cellular component (GO): BORC complex
Source: RefSeq, a predicted model, not a curated record